GUGUGGGACGGACGUGUAUCGGUUUGUUAAUGAAGCGUCGUCUUACCCUGUCCUAGCACUGCGUGGGUGAGGGGAGGAUAUAUAAGAUCGAUAGGCCUACAGCUCAAAUAAAUAAAUAAAUAAACGUGAGCGUGGAAUAGCCUACAGUAUUAUUUCCAAAAUAUCCGUCUCCAUACAGUAGCCUAGUCUAUUCCGUUUUCUCGGAUUGGUACGCCGGUUGCCUACUGCCAAAGGGGAAGAGGCGCAUCCGCUGUCGACUGUAUGAGAAGGGCAACGCGCUUAUCAGACAUUACUAAUCAGAAAAAAAGGUCGGGAGUAAAGAUUUUAAUCCUCGAGCCUACACAAAUUCUGUGCGUCAUCGUUUUAAAAUCGUUAUUUUCAUAGAUUCAACAUUCUACGGGUGCGUUUUCCUCUUCGGGUUUAACCGUUUGCGGGCGUCGUGGAGAAACAGUUGCUCGAAUGUCUAUACGAUCUUUCUGUAAAACGGUAACGGAAUCCUCUGUGUACUUUUGAUGAAGGUUGGAGUUUUGGCCAGAUAAAUUAAUUCGGAGGAUAAGCAACGGUACGCUUUUGCAACGUUUUCAUUUUCCCGAUUAGCAAUUUUCUAUUGCACUAUUGCUGUGGGGCGAGGAUUUAGAUUGUAUUUCCAGCGUAGUAUUACGUAACAGUAGCUUUAUCCAAGGUGCUGAACUCACCGUAUAGCGGGACACAAGGCAAGAAGGUCACAGGCCUGUGAGGGAUUGGAGACUGCACCGCACUGGCAACGGUGAUACCGUUAUCCCUGUAGGAACACAGUCUUUAUUUUUUAUUUUUUUAUCUUCUCCUGGGUGAAAUACAUUCUGAAGGUGGUCGACUACACAGGGAGAAAAUGUCGGGGCAGACGCUCACAGAUCGUAUUGCCGCUGCGCAGUACCAGUUGACGGGAUCGGAGGUAUCUCGCGCUGUCUGCAAAGCCACCACUCACGAAGUGAUGGCGCCUAAGAAAAAGCACCUGGAAUAUCUGAUCUCUGCCACCAAUGCGACCAAUGUGAACAUCCCUCAAAUGGCAGACACCCUGUUUGAGAGAGCCACUAACGCCAGCUGGAUCGUCGUCUUCAAGGCCCUAGUCACCACACACCACAUGUGUGUCCAUGGCAAUGAGAGGUUCAUCCAGUACCUCGCCUCCAGGACUGCUCUGUUCAACCUCAGCAACUUUAUCGACAAAACAGGCUCCCACGGCUAUGACAUGUCUACGUUCAUCAGACGUUAUGGCCGCUACCUCAAUGAGAGGGCUUUUGCGUACCGCCAGAUGGCCUUCGACUUCACCAAAGUCAAGAAAGGUGCUGAGGGAGUGAUGAGGACAAUGGCUCCAGACAAGCUGUUGAAAGGCAUGCCUGUCCUCCAGGCCCAGAUUGACACACUGCUGGAGUUUGAUGUCCAUCCCAAGGAGUUGAAUAACCCUAUCAUAAAUGCAGCAUUCCUACUGCUCUUCAAGGAUCUGGUCAAGCUUUUUGCUUCCUACAACGAUGGGAUCAUUAAUCUAUUAGAGAAAUACUUUAAGAUGAAGAAGAGUGACUGCAAGGAGGCCUUGGAGAUCUACAAGAGGUUCCUGACCAGGGUCACCAAGAUUGGAGAGUUCAUGAAGCUUGCAGAGACAGUUGGAGUUGACAAAAAUGACAUUCCAGACAUCAACUAUGCUCCCAGUAGCAUCCUGGAGUCUCUGGAGACACAUAUGAACAGCCUGGAGGGAAAGAAGGGUGAAGGGUCUCCAACAAAGGGAUCCCCUACCAAUAACGUGUCCCCUACCUCCACCCCCGCCAAAUCUGCAGCCGCUGUGCCCACCCUAGCGCCACCACCCGAGGAAGCCACCGAUUCUCUGUUGGAUCUGGACCCCCUCUCCUCCUCGGGGCCCUCAGCGGGGGCCUCAGCAGCCCCGACGUCCUGGGGAGACCUCCUGGGAUCUGAUGCCUUUUCAACACCUGUUCCCGCCUCCGAUGCAUCUGCUGCUGCCGAGGGCGGGGCUCCGGUCUCCACGCCAACCCCAGCCUCUGAUACUACAGCCGACCCCUUUGCGUCCUCUGGUGGCAGCUCAGGUGCAGCAGGCUCCGGGCUGGACCUAUUCGCCAUGAUGCCAGUGGAGAACAACUGCUUUAACUCAGUGGCGCCUCCUCCUGCCCCCUCAUCGACCAUUACCGCACCCAUCCCCCCUCCCACUACCCCGUCGAUAGACCUCUUCAGUGCUAUGUUUGAUUCUAUGCCAGAUCCACGAUCCACCAAAGCAGACCCUACCCCCAGUGUUGACAUGUUUGGAGCAGCUGGUGUAUUCUCAUCUCCUGCACCCCUCCUCUCCUCUGCACCCCCAACGGACAAGGGGGUGAUCAUGGACCUGUUCGGGGACUCCAGCGGUGGAGAGACCCAGCCUGCUGCCCCUGCGUCUGCCUCUGGCGCUGAGCUGAUGGCAGCUUUUGAUGGGUUAGGUGAUGUGUUGAUGCCCGCCAUGACCCCCCAGGGCGGGGCCACCAUGUCUCCAGUCAAACCCAUGGGAGGAGACCUGGACGCCACCAUGGCUAGCAUGGCUAGCAAUCUGGGAAUGGGGAGCCAAAAACCGGGGGAGAACACGAUGGGAGGCGGAGGCUGGUCAACUCCUCAGGUAGCUCCUGCAAGUUGGGGCUCACCCAUGAACGUUCCAAUGGGUUCCCCUUCUUUUAUGGGGUCUUACCAAGGAUUCAGCAUGGGAGGGGCGGCUGGCGUUGGAGCUCCCAUGAUGCCCAUGGUUAGGCCAGGCUUUGGCGGCACUGCAGCUCCGGGAGCACCGAUGGGAUCUCCGGGGAUGGCCGGGAGCCCAAGGAGACCUCCACCCCCCAAGAAUGCCCUGGACGACCUCAACAUCAAGGACUUCAUGUAAACGCCUGAAUAACCAACCCUCCAAGAGGUUGCCGUUGUGUCUGGAGCUCUGUGGAUGUGUGCACUCCCCGUCUCCCUCCUGUCACGCCCCCAACCCCAUCAGCCAAUCAGCACUACGAUCCUCGCCCUCUGACUUCCCUGUAACCGCCUGGCCUCCCUCUCUGUCUGUAUGUUGUAGCACAAACUGUGGAUGUGAAUCAUAGAUACAGAAAACAAAAAAACGUGGAUGUUUGUGUGAGUGUGUGUACUUCAAUGUUAUCCUUUGCUUAAACUAAGUGAAAAAAAUAUACCAUAAAAAUCUCAAGUGUAUUUAGAAUUAAUUCUGGAACUCCUGCGUAUCAACUGACUUGGAAUGGUGGAUCUGUGUUGAUUUUCUUGCGCGUUUCCCAGACGAGGACUGUGUUGUUAACUGUGGACUUUGUUCAGUGUGUGUAAACCUCACUGGCCAAUCCCUGCUUAUUACCUUCAUUCACUCUCCAGUCAAAUUCCGUACUGUGUUUCUGACAUCAUUCAAUUCUAAUAGUUGUACCUCUUCCUUCAUUGAUCCAUUCAGCCUCUUUUAGAACACAGUUCUAUUGGUGUAUAUUGAUAUAUUAUGAAAUGUUUAAAUGUUGCAACUGUCACCACAAAUCUGGGUUUACAAGAUUACAAAUCAAAGGACAGCCUCCAUCUUCUAUUCAGUUCAUUUGUGAUUUUUUUUCCAGUUGUUUUUUGAUUAUGUGUUACAUGCAACAUUUAUGAACUGUGUUCAAAUUGACUUAUGCAUUUUUAAAUGAUAGAUUAUACAUAUAUUUCUUUAAUCUUUAUUUUGACAGAAAUUGUAUCAUAUAUUUUAUUUAUGUCUAUGAAUUGUAAUUUGAAGAAGACGCAUUCCCCUGUAAAUAUGUUUCUGUCUAUAUUUGGAGGCAGUAUUGAACGGAAACUCCCAGUAUUUACUGUUGCACUCCCCGUUGGUGUGGAGUCCUUCUGCAUGUCAAGUGAACAUGAUCUUGGCUGCAUCCAAACACUUUAAAAACAGAAUCCUAGUCUACUCGUCUUAUUUCCUUAACUGAAAGUUGUCUGAAUUGAAUCAAUAGAUGGAAGGUAGUUGGCGGAAUCCAAUGCAGCCCUUACACCUAUCAGUGGUCACGAAAUGAAUGAAGCAAGCAAAGGUUUGUAAGUGUUAGAGGGACACAACCUCGUCCACCGAAGGUCAUCAUGGAGCAGUGGUCAGUUGGACUGAAUGGCCUCCUGAUGGUAGAUGCGCCAUAGAUGUUGGGAACUAAUUGGCUGAAUAGCCUUCAGAUAUACACUGGAUGUUCCUUUUGUCGUUUCCCCCUAAAGUGACUGUAUCUUGUGAAACAAAGUGUUGAGAAAGAAAAAUACAAAUAAAAUGUAUAAAUGAAAAGAAAGAGGAAAACAUUGUUUGCUAUAUAUUUGGUUGAAGCCAUUGUUGUUUGGUUCUUGAAUGGCAUCAACAUUCUCCUUCCCCUACUUGCAUGUGACUCCCAUUGAGAUGCAAUAAACUACAAAUACACUGAU
This is a messenger RNA of Esox lucius (northern pike), 4404 nucleotides long. RefSeq names its product clathrin coat assembly protein AP180. The transcript is spliced from 27 exons. Gene Ontology annotation, biological process: clathrin-dependent endocytosis; synaptic vesicle budding from presynaptic endocytic zone membrane; clathrin coat assembly. Bases 869 to 2884 code for a protein of 671 amino acids. Gene Ontology annotation, cellular component: synaptic vesicle; clathrin-coated pit; clathrin-coated vesicle. The record is from RefSeq and is a predicted model, not a curated record. NCBI's taxonomy places the organism in Eukaryota, Metazoa, Chordata, Actinopteri, Esociformes, Esocidae. Gene Ontology annotation, molecular function: 1-phosphatidylinositol binding; SNARE binding; clathrin heavy chain binding.